This is a messenger RNA of Rubroshorea leprosula, 3101 nucleotides long. Lineage: Eukaryota; Viridiplantae; Streptophyta; Magnoliopsida; Malvales; Dipterocarpaceae. The record is from the annotation of a GenBank genome assembly.
AAAUUGUCAUUGACUUGGAAAACUUGUCUUGGAAGUUGUCAUAUGCAUAAAAAGAAAGGGAAUUGUCUGUUUUCUCUCGCCAGUUGCCACUGAAAUUUCACAAUCGUUGUUAGCAGGAAGGAUCGAGUUUGACAGGGACGGCAGAGGGAGUCAUGGAACCGAUGAUCGGCGAUGAUACUGUGUGCAUUGCAGUAGGAAGAGAAAUAGAAGAAAGCAAGCUCACUUUGUGGUGGGCAUUGCGCAGAUUUCCGCUCAAAAAAUUUUGCAUUCUUCAUGUUCAUCAGCGUGCUAAGGCGAUCCCCUCGGUAACUGGGGUCUCCCGAGCGAGCAGUGUUAAACAAGAUGAGCUGAGGAUGGUAAAUGAGAUUAUACAUAAUGUCAUGGAUGAUUACCUUCUCAUUUGUCGACAAGUAGCGGUGCAUGCCAAAAAAUUGCAUGUUGAGAUGGAUGAUGUGGCAAAGGGUAUUGUGGAACUUGUUCAUCGGCACAAAAUCAAGAUGCUUGUCAUGGGAGCAGCAGCAAACAAGCAUUAUUCAGAGGGAAUGACUUAUCUGAAGUCUGAGAAAGCCUUGUAUGUGGAGCAACACGUUCCUCCUUAUUGUCAAAUUUGGUUUAUUUGCAGUGGGAUUCUCAUCCACACAAGGCCAAUCUUUGUGGCUGGACCAUCAAACCCACAGAGUAGUUUGAGUUCCAGUUAUCUGACAGACUCUAGUGAAUUGGCCAGCAGCUCAGAUUUGACUGUGUUUGAGGGAGUAGAGGAGAGCCAAUGUGGGCAGGAUCCUUAUGUGCUACUGCUUCAGUCUGGAAGGAAUCUUGAUCAUUUAUCAAUGCCUGAAGGAAGCAGUAAUGGUCAACUCAAUGAUCAACUUGAACAAGCACUAUUAGAGGCUGAAAAAGCAAAUCAAGAAGCAUUGGAAGAGUUGGUCAAGUGUAUGAGAGCUGAAAAAACUGCCCUUCAUGCCAUUCGCAGCCAGGCUAGUAAAUUGGAAAGGUUACAUGCUGAAGAGUUGAGAUGCAGGAGACAAGCUGAGGAUGAAGUUGAAAAAUUAAAGCAGCAGAGAGAUGAAGAAAAAUUAAUUGCACUGGAACAAAAAUCAAAGAUAUCAUCUCUUCUGCAGCAGUUAGAACUUUGCCAGAAAGAACGAGAUGACUUGAAGGUAAAGCUUGAGAAUGCUCAGCAGUUAACUGACCAGAUUUCAAGAAGCCAAGAGGAAGGGACCUCAGGCAUAGAUGUGCAGCAAAGCUGUACUGAGUUCUCUGUCUCAGACAUUCAGCGAGCAACUGAUUACUGUGACCCAUCCUUGAAGCUUGGGAAAGGAACCUAUGGGAGCAUUUAUAAGGGUUUCCUUAAUUACACCCAAGUGGCUAUAAAGGUGCUCCCUCCAAAUAGAUCACAAGGCAACUCCAAAUUUCAGCAGGAGGUUGACAUUUUGAGCAAGUUGAGGCACCCAAAUGUGGUUACACUUAUUGGAGUCUGCCCUGAAAUUUCAGCUUUCAUCUAUGAAUAUCUCCCUAACGGAAGUCUAAAAGAGCGACUGAGCUGUAAGGAUAACUCUCCCCCACUGACAUGGAAAACUCGAAUCCAUAUAGCUACUGAUUUAUGCUCUAUCCUCGUGUUUCUACAUUCUAGUAGACCUCAUAGGAUUGUGCAUGGUAACUUAAGGCCUAGAAAUAUUCUCCUUGAUGCUAACUUUGUCUGCAAGCUCAGUGAGAUUGGACUCCCUCCUCUUGAAAAUUCAAGCACCAUGACAAGUGGCACAUCUCCUUAUCUUGAUCCUGAGAUUCAUACGACAGGAAUAUUGUCUCAUAGCUCGGACAUAUACUCCUUUGGCAUUAUAUUAUUACAGUUAAUGACUGGGAGGUCACCCCGAAGUAUAGCACAAGUUGUGCAAGAUGCAAUAAAUACAGGAAAUCUGAGUAACUUAGUGGAUUCCUCAGCUGGAGGCUGGCCAUAUGUCCAAGCUGAACAGUUGACUCGCUUGGCACAGUUUGCUCGUUUGGCUUUGAGAUGCUGUGAUUUUAACAGAAGCCGUCGACCUGACCUCGCAACAGAGGUGCUGCCGGUGCUUGAGCAAAUGAGAGCUGCUUGUGCAGCAUUACCAUCCUACCAUGCUAAUUUUGAAGAGAAUCAACAACCUCCAUCCUAUUUCCUGUGUCCCAUCCUCCAGGUUUGGUCCAUUCUCCUCCAUUAGUUCUUUUAAUGUCUUUCUGAGUGCCUUAUCUGCGGAGACUAAAUUUUGCAGUCUUAAAAUUUACUCAAGUAACCAACUAAAUAUCCCCGUCAGUGGCACUCACAAUUCCAGGUUUUCGGUUGUCUCAUGUGCAUAAUUCUUCAUACACCCUGAGCACUCUAGACUCUAGAGUUCCACUUGCUGCAUUCCUGAAUAAACAAGCAGAGAGGGAAUAUUUUGGAGGUCCUUGGACGUAAAGAAAAGGGGAAAAGAGCACAUUAUAUUGCGCAGAUUCAUUGUUCUUACCAGCCAGUAAACCUUCAUUUAGUCAAAUGCAUAUCAUGAAUGUGGCUCUUUCCUUUUGACCUGAAUGAACAAAGCUCAUGUCUGACAUUUUUUUCCUACAUUUGAUUUGUGUUAGAGAAAGCAUAUUCAGUAUAUUUCCUUGCACUUGCAGGAAGUCAUGAGAGAGCCGCAUAUAGCAGCAGACGGGCAUACAUACGAAAAAGAAGCAUUGUUAGAAUGGCUGGGGAGUGGCCAUGACACAUCCCCCAUGACCAACAUUAGGCUUGCAAACCGCAAUCUUAUCCCAAACCAUACUCUUCGUUCUGCAAUUCAGGAGUGGUUGCAGGAUAAUCCCCACCAUUGAUACAUUCUUGGCAUCAGGACCGUUUCCCCCUUUUAGUUCUCGAUGCUGUCUUGUCUAUAUAAGCUACAAAUAUCGCCAUGGAUUCUCAGGUACCCACAUGGUAUGUUAUUCAGGAGUGUUUAUUGAAGGUAAAUAUUCUUGCUUGGUAUUGUACUGUUACAUUCAAUAGUAUGUGUGAUUAUUAUCACACUUGUUAUGAAACACAGUACUACAUAAAUUAAAAAAUUAUAUAUUAUGAAAUAUAUUUUUGAGUGUUUUGGGAGUAAAAUUGUGAUUUGUAA